AUGUAUUUUCUCUUAAGAAAGACAUUAAAUUUCGACAACUUCAAGGACAUCAAGCUUGAUUUAGGAGACAAAAUAAACACAACUGAUAACUUAUGUUCAUUUGAAGAAAAUGAAGUUUUUAAUUUUUUAAAAUAUAAAGAAUCAACUUCCAGUAAAUUAGAUAAAAAUUCACCAAAUAAUUCUGAAAGUACCUUAUCGUGUGUUCAAAAAGAAUUAAAACGAAUUAAUACUUUAAAAUGCUAUUUAAAUGAAAUAAUGAAUUUUAGUGAUGAUGACAAACCAGAUUUAGGUGUUACCGAAAUAAAUAAUAUUGAAGAGGAAAAUGAAAAUGUUUCUUCUUUUCAUUUAAAUAAUGUGAAUAAUGAAAAUGUUUGUAAACAGAAAGAAAUAGAAACUAUAGGAAAACUUAAAAAUAGUGGUAAGCACACAAAAAAAAUAAACAAAGUAUUAUCAAAUAGUACGUUUUAUAAAACAUUGUCUAAAAGAAUAAAUAAGAAUGAAAUUUUAAAUAAAGGAAGAUUUUUAAAAAAAAAUCUAUUAAAUUAUAAUUGUAAAAUAUAUAAUAAAAGAAAUCCUAAUAAAAAGGUUAACAUAUGUAACUUUAAGAUAAUAAGAUGUAAAUCCAGUGCUUACAUUAAUUAUUAUUAUUAUUAUUAUUAUUAUCAUUAUGGUGGUAAAUAUUCUUUAGAAAAAAAAGAAAUUAAAAAUGCAAGGUGCUAUUUAAAGAAAAGAAAUUUUUAUAACGUAUGUUUAAUAAAAAGAGGAAUAAAAAAUAGUAAACUAAAUGAAAAAUACAAAAGGUCCUUUUUUAAUGAAAAUUUCAUUGAAAAUAAUAUGAAUGAAUAUUGUUUUAAUAAGGAAAAAUUAUAUUUAAAAGAAGAUAAAAGCAACCUAAAUAAUGAAUUAAAAAAUUAUGUAGAUAAUAAUACAAUGAAUAAUGAAGGUUUGCUAAAUGCAAAUGUUACAUUGAUUAAAACACAAAAACAUUCUAACCAAAAUAUGAAUGCUAUUUGUUUGGAACCAAAAACAAAUUAUUUUCAAUCAUGGAUAUAUAAAAAAAAGGAAUUCAAGGUAGGCACACCUAAUUAUAUAAACACAUGUGAUAUGAAAAAGACAAGCCAUGAAAAAGAAAAUAAAAAAAAAAGUGACAAGUUUUAUUAUAAUUCUCAUUUGAGUAAACUUAAUAAUGCAGCAUAUAAAAAUUAUUAUUUUAAAAAAGAAAAGAAUAAUGGGAAACUUAAUGAAUUAAAUAAAGUAAGAGAUUCUACCAAAAGUAAAUCAAAUUUGAAAAAUUUCAAUCUGAGUAUUUUCAGAAGAUUUAGUACUAACAAUCAUUGUAAUAAUAAAAAUAACUUGAAAGAAAAUGAUCGUACACGAUUUCAUUUCCUUAGUAAUAAUAUUAAUUAUUAUGGAACAUUGAUUAAGAAGGAAGAACAUAUAGAAAAAAGGAUUACAAACAAAGAUAAUAAUAUACAUUUUUUUAAUAAAAAGGUUGUUAUACCAAAUAAAGAGAUGAAAGAAAUAAAAGAUAAAAUAAAAACUGCAUUGAUAAGUUUAAAUACCAUUAAAAAGAAUAAUUAUAAACUAAAAUUUUGUCUAGAAAAAGAAAUUCUAGAUAAUACUAUACAACAUAAUGAAUUAAAAAAAAGUAUAUGUUCCUUGUUUAGUGAUAAAUUUCUGCAAAGAACAAAAGUUGAGUCUAAUGAGUAUAACAAAGAAGAAAAUGAAAAAAACAAAAAAUAUAACAAUAAUAAUAAUAAUAAUGAAAACAAUAAAAAUGCAAAGUAUGAUAUAGAAAAAGAAGAAGAAAAUAUAUAUGGACAAGUUAUAAAAGCAGAUAAUAUAAACAUUUUAUACAAUAAUCUGAAUAACAAAAAUGAAAAUAAAAAUAUAAAUAUAAAAAUACACCAUGAUCUUAUAUAUGAAGAAAAAGAGAGAAAAAACAAAGAACAACUAUGUUCCAAUGAUAAUGAUAAUAUAAACAAUUGGAAUACUUAUACUUUUUUUAAUAAUAAUAUGAAUAAGAAAAAAAAGGAACAUACAAAUUUUCAAUAUGAUAAUAAAGAAGAAUGGGAAAAAAUCCAAAACAAAAAUAAUAUUGUAAUAAAUAAUCAUGGUCAAAAUAAUUCAUUUGUUGAAAUUAAUAUGGAAAAAGAAAAAGAUAAAGAAAAAGAAAAGAAAAAUAUUUUUAGUGAGUCCAAUAGUUAUGAAUUUUUUGGAAUUAAACAAAUAUAUAAAAAUAAUAAAAAGGUAAAGGGAAAUAAAGAAUUUAUAUUCAAGGAUAAUAUUACAAAAAAUGAAAAUAACUUAUAUAAACAAAAUAUAAUGCAAAGUAAUAAUAAUUUAAAAGAACAUAAUAUUGAUUAUGAUGAUGAAUACAACAAAAAGGAAUAUGAUUCUUAUUUUCUUGAUAAUGAGAAAAAUAAUUCCUUAAUAAAUUUUGGAAAUAUAAAACAAAGUAAAGAAAAUUAUUAUGAAACAAAUAAAUAUCCUAACCAUGUUCAUACGAAUUAUACAUUCGAUGAUUUUUUUUGGAAUAAAAAAAGUCAUAACUACUAUGAUCAAAUGAAUAUGAAUAAUAAUAAGACAUGCUUAAAUUUUACAAACAAAAAUAAUGAAUCAUUAUUUGAUAAAAAAUAUUUAAAUAAAACCUAUAUAAAUAAUUUAACAAAAUCUUAUUGUGAAAAUAAAGAAAAUAAUUAUGAUAUUGGUUAUAACAGUUUUGUAAAUUCUUCCACCUAUAAGUUUUUUGAACCAUCCAAUUUAGGAAAAAUAGAAAAAGAAAAAAAGAAUUUUGAUUUGCAAAAUGUAAGAAAUAUUAAAAAAAUAAUAAAUAGUGAUAUAUAUGUUAAUAACCAAUUUGAAAGAAUAAAUAAAAGAAAUAAAAUAGUUAUUAAUAUAAUAGAAAAUUAUUUAAUAGAUAAAACAACAUCUUUACAAUUAUCAAAAGAAAAGGAUAAUAUUUAUAUGAAAAAAAAUUUCCAUAUAGAAAAUAUAUAUAAAAAGAAAAUGUCCAAAAAUUUACCAGGCUUGUAUGAUCAUUAUGCAUUCUUACUUCUUAACCAAAAUAAAUGUGAAGUUAGAUAA
This is a messenger RNA of Plasmodium reichenowi, 3087 nucleotides long. RefSeq lists its product as hypothetical. Bases 1 to 3087 code for a protein of 1028 amino acids. The record is from RefSeq and is a predicted model, not a curated record. The transcript is spliced from 2 exons. Lineage: Eukaryota; Apicomplexa; Aconoidasida; Haemosporida; Plasmodiidae.